This is a messenger RNA of Raphanus sativus (radish), 2673 nucleotides long. RefSeq names its product protein phosphatase 2C 29. The record is from RefSeq and is a predicted model, not a curated record. The transcript is spliced from 4 exons. Gene Ontology annotation, molecular function: protein serine/threonine phosphatase activity. Gene Ontology annotation, biological process: protein dephosphorylation. NCBI's taxonomy places the organism in Eukaryota, Viridiplantae, Streptophyta, Magnoliopsida, Brassicales, Brassicaceae. The coding region runs from base 123 to 2381 and encodes 752 amino acids.
AAAUAAGAAAGAAAAAGACAUAACUCUCUCUCUCUCUCAAAUUCAAAAUCGCCUAAGCAAUUUUUUGUUGUUUUUUUUUGUUUCUCCGCAAAUUGAAAAAAGUGUAUUUGUAAUCAAAUGUGAUGGGAAGUAGCUUCUCCUCCGCCUUACCUUGCUUCAAUCAAGGCCACCGUAACCGCCGCCAUCACUCAUCGCAGCGGAAUCCGACUCACUCCGACGACCAGAUCAACUCUCUCUCGGAGCCGUUAGACGAGACUUUAGGCCACUCCUACUGCUACGUCCCAUCUUCCAACCGCUUCCUCUCCCCUUUCCCUUCCGAUCGCUUCGCCUCUCCCACCGGUUCGUUCCGGUUAUCUCCGGGUCGGAUCCGAUCCGACCAGCUCCACACCGGGUUCAGAGCCAUCUCCGGGGCCUCGGUCAGCGCCAACGCCUCCAACUCCAAAACAGUCUUUCAGCUCGAAGAUAUUUACGACGAUGCCACUGUUGUUAACAACACUUUCGGGGGAGGCGUUAGGAGUGGUGGUGUCGUGAACGCUAGCGGCUUCGAGGGAACGUCGUCGUUUAGCGCUCUCCCGCUACAGACCGUGCCGUUGGGCGGCGGUCACGUGGAGCAGCAGCAGACCGGUUUAUUCAUGUCUGGGCCCAUCGAGAGAGGCGCGAGUUCCGGCCCAUUGGACCCGUCCGGAGAGUUUGUUAGAUCUGAUUCCUCCGCCGCGCAUUUCUCGGCGCCGCUCGGCGGCGGGAAGAAGAGGCGGAAAAAGAGGAAGAGCCUUUCGUGGGGCACGAAGCAGCGGCCGUGGGUUCUUCCGGUGUCGAACUUCGUCGGCGGUGGUAAGAAGGAGAACACGGUGAGACACGGCGGCGGCGUUACGGCGGAAGCGGCGGCGGGUUGCGGCGGAGAGGAGAGCGAUUUACAGUGGGCGUUGGGGAAAGCAGGAGAGGACAGAGUGCAGCUAGCUGUCUUCGAGAAGCAAGGGUGGCUAUUCGCCGGAAUCUACGACGGUUUCAACGGACCCGACGCGCCGGAGUUUCUGAUGGCUAAUCUUUACCGUGCUGUUCAUAGUGAGUUAAAGGGUUUAUUCUGGGAACUGGAGGAGGAGGAAGUAGAUGAUAUAGAGUUAGAAGCAAGUACGAGCUGUCCAGUGACAGAGAAGGUAGAAGUUAAGGUGAGGAAAAGGCUACAUGAGCUUCUUGCAGAGGCACAAGCAGAAGAUGCGUUGGAUCUUUCAGGUUCCGACAGGUUUGCAUUCUCAGUGGAGGACGCUAUCAGUGGAGGCAAUGCUGUCUCUGUCGGAAGUAAGAGAUGGUUGCUUUUGUCGAAACUGAAGCAGGGUUUGUCUAAGCAAGGAGUUUCAGGGAGGAAGUUGUUACCAUGGAAGUUCGGUGUGGAGGAGGGUAAUGAAACGAAGGAGGUAGAUAAUAACGUUAGAGUAGAAGAACCGGUUGAGAAGAGGAAGGAGAGAGGAAAGACGGGUACGGUUGAUCACGAGCUGGUUCUAAAGGCGAUGUCGAAUGGUCUUGAAGCCACGGAGCAAGCGUUCCUAGAAAUGACAGAGAAGGUUCUGGAAACAAACCCUGAGCUUGCGUUGAUGGGUUCUUGCUUGCUGGUUGCGCUGAUGAGAGAUGAUGAUGUGUACGUAAUGAAUAUAGGGGAUAGUAGGGCUCUUGUUGCGCAGUAUCAGGUUCGAGAAACGGGUGUGAGUGUUGAGACAGGAAGAGUAGAAGAUAGACGGAAUGAUUUAGACAGGGAUGAUGGAAACAAAGAGCCUUCAUCAGUUGUGGGUGAUGAAGAUACUACUACAGUGAACAAUGAAACACCUUCGCAGCACACGAAACUGGUUGCGUUGCAGCUGACAACAGAUCACAGCACGAGCAUCGAAGAUGAAGUAACAAGAAUAAAAAACGAACACCCAGAUGAUAGCCAGUGCAUAGUGAACGACAGAGUGAAAGGACGGCUUAAGGUGACGAGAGCGUUUGGAGCAGGGUUCUUGAAGCAGCCUAAAUUGAACGAUUCGUUACUGGAAAUGUUUAGAAAUGAAUACAUUGGGACGGAUCCAUACAUAUCAUGCACACCGUCUCUUCGUCACUACAGGCUAACAGAGAGUGAUCAGUUUAUGGUUCUGUCAUCUGAUGGUUUGUACCAAUACCUGAGCAAUGAGGAAGUUGUUUCUCUUGCUAUGGAGAAGUUUCCAGAUGGAGAUCCUGCUCAACAUGUCAUACAAGAACUUCUAGUCCGUGCAGCCAAGAAAGCUGGAAUGGGGUUUCAUGAGCUGCUGGAUAUACCGCAAGGAGAUAGAAGAAAGUAUCAUGAUGAUUGCACUGUAUUAGUGAUAGCACUUGGAGGAAGUAGGAUUUGGAAGUCAUCAGGGAAGUAUCUUUGAGACCAUAAAAACUACAAGUUGAAGAAGCAGAGAAACUCAAAUACAUAAAAAAGAAAAAAGAAGGUGGCAAAAACUUUGUUUUAAUUUUGGUCGGCUUUUUGUUUCCUUGUGUUUAUUUCUAUAUGAAUGUUUUUUGUCAGAUUAGGAGGGUACUUUUGUUUCUUUGUCGAGAAUAGGGUAGAGAUUGGAACAGAGAAGAAGGGUGGGGACCAAAAGGGGUAGGUAAUACAUAGAACAUUUUCCUCCUGGGAAAAAUUAAAAAAAAAAAUCUUUAUAUUAGCAUUUUUUCUUC